Messenger RNA from Ceratitis capitata (Mediterranean fruit fly), 1341 nucleotides. RefSeq names its product zinc carboxypeptidase A 1. Gene Ontology annotation, molecular function: zinc ion binding; metallocarboxypeptidase activity. Gene Ontology annotation, biological process: proteolysis. The transcript has a single exon. The record is from RefSeq and is a predicted model, not a curated record. NCBI's taxonomy places the organism in Eukaryota, Metazoa, Arthropoda, Insecta, Diptera, Tephritidae. Bases 23 to 1297 code for a protein of 424 amino acids.
UUCGCUAACGCGAUUUGUCGAAAUGUCGUUUAAAUUUAGUCUACUCUUUGCCCUAUGCCUAACGGCAGUGGCUUUAAGCAAUGCCGAACGUGCGCGUUAUGAUUUCUAUCGCGUCUAUCGAGUGACCGCGUCCGAUGCCAAGGAGUUGGCUUUCUUGAAACAGAUGGAGAACACUAGUGACUCAUUGAUAUUCAUGGAAGGUGUGCACUCUAUUGAUCGUGAUAUUGAAGUUGUUGUUGCGCCACAUAAAUUACCCGACUUCUUGAAAGCUUUGGAUGCCCAGGAGAUCGAUUAUGUGCUAUUGGAGGAGAAUUUACAAGAAAAAUUGGAAGAUGAGAAUGAAACUCAAGUUCAAGGACGUGCCGGAACUUAUGAUUGGACCGCAUAUCAAACACUGGAUGAUACCUACAAUUGGUUAAUCACUUUAUCGCGCACAUAUCCGAGUAUGGUAACGCUGAUUGAAGGUGGUAAAACCUAUGAGAAGCGUUCGAUUUUGGGUGUGAAAAUCUCCUAUAAUAAUGGACAAGCGAAUAAGCCCGGCAUCUUUUUGGAAGCCGGUAUACAUGCACGUGAAUGGAUUGCACCGGCCACCGCUACGUUCAUCAUUAAUCAGCUGUUGACAACGACAGAUGCUGACGUACAAGAUUUGGCACAGAACUACGAUUGGUAUGUGUUUCCUCAUGCCAAUCCCGAUGGUUAUGUUUACACCCAUACGACAGAUCGUAUGUGGCGUAAAACUCGUCAGCCACAUGGUACCUGCUAUGGCGCAGAUCCCAACCGCAAUUGGGGCUUCCAUUGGAAUGAGGUUGGCGCCAGUAGCAAUCCUUGCUCUGAUACUUAUGCCGGUUCUUCUGAAUUCUCCGAGAUCGAAACAAAGUCUCUAGCGGAAUAUCUGAAAACGCUUAAGGGAAAAAUCCACAUAUAUUUAUCGUUCCAUGCCUACUCUCAAUACGUGCUCUACCCAUAUGGUCACACCAAUGAAUUGCCUGAGAAUGUCGAAGAUUUUAAAGAGGUCUAUGAUGCUACUGUUGCGGCUUUCGCCAAGCGUUACGGUACCAAAUAUACAGGUGGUAAUAUUUACGAUGCCAUUUAUCCAGCUGCAGGCGCUAGUGUCGACUGGGCAUAUGGCAAUAUUGAUGUGCAAAUGUCUUUCUGUUUCGAAUUACGACCUGGUCCAAAUGCUUACUUUACUGGUUUCAGACUACCAGCUGAUAAGAUUAUUCCCGCCGCUGAAGAAACUCUGGAUGCGGUUAUAGCAUUGGUGAAUAAAGCCAAGGAAUUGGGUUACACUAAUUAAAGCAAGCAAUAUUUGUAAUUAAAAAGUUAAAAUUUGAAUAAUUC